Molecule: messenger RNA, 756 nt
Organism: Pestalotiopsis fici W106-1
Lineage: Eukaryota; Fungi; Ascomycota; Sordariomycetes; Amphisphaeriales; Sporocadaceae
Exons: 4
Coding region: 1-756 (251 amino acids)
Cellular component (GO): intracellular anatomical structure
Molecular function (GO): oxidoreductase activity, acting on NAD(P)H, oxygen as acceptor
Source: RefSeq, a predicted model, not a curated record
AUGUCAUCCAAGGCCUUCAUCGUCACCGGCGCGAGCCGAGGUCUGGGUCUCGCCAUUGCCCAGAUUCUAAUUCGUGCUUCUCACAAGGUCUUUCUUGUGGCCAGAUCAGAGUCGGGUCUGCAGAAGAUCAAGAGCGAGAAUCCGUCAAAUGUCGAGUAUCUGGCAGCUGACCUGGCCGACUUCAGCACAUCACCCAAGGUUAUUGAAGCAGCUGUAAAGGCAUUCGGCAAGGUUGAUGGUAUUGUUAUUAACCACGCUGUCUUGACACCACUAUCUAAGAUUGCCGAUGUCGAUAUCGAGGAAUGGAGACGCUCCUACGACAUCAAUGUUGCGAGUCCACUUGCCUUGGUCAAGGCAGCGCUUCCCGAAUUGAGAAAGACUAAAGGCUGCAUUGUAUUCGUCUCAUCGGGCGCGUCAGUGGGUGCCUACACAGCUUGGGGCGCAUACGGCACUGCCAAGGCAGCUAUCAACCACCUCUGCGCCCAUCUUGCAGUCGAGGAGCCGGCCAUCACGAGUGUGGCCAUUUCACCAGGCAAGGUUGAUACCGACAUGCAGCAGCAGAUCAGAGAGCUUGGCGGUGGCCAUAUGACAGACAAGGACCAUGCCAGCUUCAUCGAGGAACAUGCGAGUGGAAAACUACUCAAGCCGGAACAGCCCGGAACAGUAAUCGCAAACCUGGUGGCUGGCCCCCCUAAGGAAGUGAACGGCAAGCACCUGAGAUGGAAUGACGACCAGCUGAAGAGCUUCCAAGCAUAG